CAUUUCACGCGCAAAUCUCCCAUAAACCCGUGGAAUCAUUUUUUAUUUAUGGAACAGAAUUGUCGUGUAAACAUUACUCACGAUCAUAAUUCAUAAAUGUGAGGUUAUGUGCGUUUUCACAUUCAAGCCAGUCUCGGUCAUUCGAUUAAUUCCACUAAGUUUCCGCAUGUAAGACUAACGAUAUGAUAACGAUAAUUUUAAUUGAUACUUAUUGUCUAAUGCAAAAUCUCUUAUCUGUUCAUGUUCAAGUAUGUGUAUAAUGUGUAUACAAUCGGAGCAAGAUGAAAGAAUCUCAUUGAAUUUAAUGAAAAGUUCACGAUAAAUAAUGAUAAAAGCAACUGUAACCAGUAAUUAACCAGUCAGUUCGGUAGUGCUCGUCCCCGGAUUAUUUAGGCUCCAAAUAUGAAAUUCGCAGAACAUUUAUCAGCGCACAUCACCCCAGAAUGGAGGAAACAGUACAUAAACUACGAGGAAAUGAAGGCCAUGCUCUACAUGGCGGUGGAAGAGGCCCCAUCCGCCGAAAGCGUAGAACCCGAAGUCCUCACUCGCCACUUCGCCAACUUCGACGAGCAGUUUUUCCACUACUGUGACAAAGAACUGAAGAAAAUCAACACUUUCUACUCGGAAAAGUUCGCCGAAGCCACGCGAAAAUUCGCAAACUUGAACAGCGAACUGAAAGCAUCUUUGGACACCAUCAGACAAGGAAAACGGAGAGAACCCGAAACGAAAAGACACAUUCCUGCGCGAAAAUUGCAAGAACUCAAGUUGGCCUUUAGCGAAUUCUACUUGAGCUUGAUCUUGUUGCAAAACUACCAAACGCUUAACUUUACAGGGUUUAGGAAGAUACUCAAAAAGCACGAUAAGUUGUUGUCUACUGACGUUGGAGCAAAAUGGCGCCAAGACAACGUCGAAACGUCGCACUUCUACACCAACAAAGACAUCGACAAAAUUAUCGCGGACACAGAAAACGCUGUGACCAAUGAACUGGAAGGUGGCGACAGACAGAAGGCUAUGAAGAGGCUAAGAGUGCCCCCUCUCGGCGAACAACAAUCACCAUGGACGACUUUCAAAGUCGGUCUUUUCUCAGGGUCGUUUAUAGUCUUAUUAAUCGCAGUGGUGCUAUCCGCAAUCUUCCACGAUGGCGCCACCGAAAACCUCAAAAUCGCCUUCAGGUUAUACAGAGGACCGCUUCUAAUAAUCGAAUUUUUGUUCCUAAUAGGGGUGAAUGUGUACGGGUGGAGAUCAUCCGGAGUCAACCACGUACUUAUUUUUGAACUGGAUCCAAGAAAUCACUUAUCCGAGCAACACCUAAUAGAACUAGCGGCCAUUCUUGGUGUUGUUUGGACGUUAAGUUUGCUCAGUUUUCUUUAUAGUAUGAGUCUUAGUAUACCACCGUAUGUGAAUCCUCUAGCCUUGACUGUCAUUAUGGUUUUGUUUGUGAUAAACCCUCUCAAGGUAUUUAGGCACGACGCGAGAUUUUGGUUCCUGAGGAUUUGUGGUCGCAUGUUUGGUGCCCCUUUUUUCCGAGUCGGCUUUGCCGAUUUCUGGCUGGCCGAUCAAUUGAACAGUCUUGCCAACGCACUUUUAGACUUCCAGUUUUUAAUUUGUUUCUAUUAUUCUCAUGGAGAUGACUGGUCGGAAGCAGGAGAUACUACAGAGUGUAUGGAAAGGAACUUUAUCAUAAGGCCUAUAAUCAACUGCAUUCCAGCGUGGAUACGUUUCGCUCAGUGCCUACGUCGUUACUACGACACCAAAGAAGCUUUCCCUCACUUAGUGAACGCCGGAAAAUACUCAACAACUUUUUUUGUGGUGGUGUUUUCAACCCUGCGGUCGUACUACAAAAGUAGCUACGAAGACCAAACCGAAAAUCCCUACCUCUUCCUGUUUAUAAUUGCCUCUAUAAUCAGUUCCUGUUACGCCUACACUUGGGACAUCAAAAUGGAUUGGGGCCUUUUCGACAAAGCGGCUGGAGAAAAUAAGUUCUUGCGCGAAGAAAUCGUUUACUCGUCUCCGUCGUUCUACUACUUUGCUAUAAUCGAAGACUUCGUCCUCCGUUUCGUCUGGGCUUUAUCUCUGUAUUUGACCGAAAGUGGCCUUGUCAGUGGAGACCUAAUGACUUCCAUUUUGUCGCCUCUAGAAGUCUUCCGACGAUUCGUUUGGAAUUUCUUCCGUCUGGAGAACGAACACUUGAAUAACUGCGGUAAAUUCAGAGCCGUCCGCGACAUUUCCGUGGCCCCCAUUGACUCGUCCGACCAGUUGCAAAUAAUCCGCAUGAUGGACGAAGACGACGGCGUGUUUAACAGAGGCAAGAAUAAGAAGGCUGGGAAGAAGAAGGAGGAGAAGAAGCCGCUGCUUUUGGAAGAGUCCAUCGCUAAUUUUAAGUCGAUUCCGUUGUCUACGAUGCAGGUCUAGGACGGGUAACAGACGAGUGACGGUUACUCAAUGUACUUAUGGCUUUCGUGAAAAUGGAAGCAGUAUUACCUACAGAAAGCAUUCCUAUGUGAUCUUUUAUAUAUCGUUUUAACUUAAUUUUAUAUCAGCUUUCAAUGUGUUGGCGAAUUGUGACUUAUGGAGAUGUUUACGAAAUUGAACGGUACUUAGAGAUAAGUUUGAAAUUUUAUCAGGAGGAGGAGAUAAAGUGCGAUGCCUUAUGUAGUGAGUGAUAAUUAUGUAGCGUAAAGUAUUUUAAAUAAAUUUUAUUUUCUCCA
Zophobas morio is the source of this 2708-nucleotide messenger RNA. RefSeq names its product solute carrier family 53 member 1. Gene Ontology annotation, biological process: cellular response to phosphate starvation; phosphate ion transport. Gene Ontology annotation, cellular component: Golgi apparatus; plasma membrane; cytoplasm. The transcript has 8 exons. The coding region runs from base 403 to 2412 and encodes 669 amino acids. Lineage: Eukaryota; Metazoa; Arthropoda; Insecta; Coleoptera; Tenebrionidae. Gene Ontology annotation, molecular function: inositol hexakisphosphate binding. The record is from RefSeq and is a predicted model, not a curated record.